CAGAAAGAAGAACACAGAGUACUGUGUAAAAGUUGAAGAUUGGGACAGGAAAUGUCAUGAGCUAUAUGCAAAUAAUUUAUUUCUAAUCCCAUUUCACUUUUGGAAGGAAGGCACGUCACAUGCCAGGAGCUCCACAGGAUUGAAGAUUACUUCCUUUGUCAAACACAAAGACAGCUAUCCACUACAAAAUGACAAUCAUUAAUUUAGGGACUUCAAAUGAUUCACUCCUCUACAGCUUUACAGAGAGUACAAGCACUGUAAAUACAACACUGGAGCCCAACACCACCACAUGCGUUAUAAACGAUGACUCUAUGAGCAUUCCUUUAGCCUUGGUCUACUCACUCAUGUUUGUCUUUGGACUGUUAGGAAAUGUCUUAGCCCUGUAUGUCUUCCUCUGCGUCCACUCAAAGAAGAACUCUGUCCAUGUUUUCCUUGUCAACGUAGCUGUUGCUGACCUAAUCCUGAUUAUCUGCUUGCCUUUCCGCAUCAUCUACCACAGCACCAAAAACCAGUGGAUGCUGGGCCAGACCUUCUGUAAAGUGGUCGGCAACAUGUUCUACAUGAACAUGUACAUCAGCAUCACCCUGCUUGGGUUCAUCAGUGUGGACCGAUACAUCAAAAUCCAACGCUCUGUACAGCAGUACAAACUGCAGAAGACCAAAUGGAGCAUCAUCACAUGUUGCAUCACCUGGGGUAUGGCCAUUGCUUUCAUUAUACCCAUGAUCAGCAAACCAGAAGGCAACGAGAAGGACAGUAAAUGUUUCCAAUACAAGGGCAGACAGAAUGCCAAAUGGAAAGCUUUCUUUAACCUUGCAAUGGUUGUCGUCUUUUGGAUAGUUUAUAUUUCUCUAAUGCUCUCUUAUGGUCAAAUUGCUAAGAAGCUUUUCAAACUUUCUAUGGAGAAAUCAGACCUGCCCAAUUCCUACAAGUAUAGACGAACGGCAAAAAAAUCAUUUUUUGUGCUUUUUAUCUUUACGGUGUGCUUCGUUCCAUAUCACAUCUUUCGUGUAAUCUACAUCUGGUCCCAGAUCUAUGGCACUACCUGCUACUGGAUGAACAUCAUCGACAAAACCAAUGAGGUGGCCCUGCUCUUCUCCACUCUAAACAGUUGCCUGGAUCCAGUCAUGUUCUUUCUGCUGUCAGGCUCUGUGCGCAAGAUGACCGUCAGACUCCUGUGCAGAAACAUUCCAUCAUAUGCAAGUACAACCAACAGCUCCACCACAGAGCACCAGCAAGCGAAAGCUUCCCAGGCGACCAGUAGCACUCGGGCGAGUUUCAGCAUAAUUCAUUCAUUCCUCCAGAAACGGUCAAUUACAGGAAUCUAAAGGGACCUUCAACAUCUGCUGGAAAUCCUCAGCUCCUAAAAACAGGAACAUGACUUUGCUAAAAACUAGCUUGACUCCUGGUGGAACAGUGUGAGACACUCCUAAUGUACUAUAAGGUUGAAAACAAACUUUUAAAAACAACAAGACAAUGAAACUGUCUAUCCUUGACAGAUUUAUACUGGGUUAAAUGGUCUGCUUAAAACGAUAGUAACGUCCAUUCUGUAAAGGAAUGAAAGACAUUAAAACAUGGAAUAUAAAACAAACUACCUGUAUAUAAACAUGGAAUAUAAAACAAACAACUACCUGUAGAUAAACCUGACUGAACCAGCAUCUCGUGAAAUAUGACAUGCUAAGGCAAAGGAAAAUUUAACAGAGAGGAAUAACAAUAACAUAAAUUUAACUCUAUUACCUACCAAGAAACUAUUCAGAACAAUUGGUGAACUGUCCUUAUGUUUUUUCUUGCUAGAUUUAUACUCACUCGAUCACACGAGUACAUGAAAAUUAAUUAAGUAUUUGAAUAGCAAAAUACAUAUUUGUGUACAGAAAAAGGCUAUUUGCGAUUCAUGUUUAUUUGCCGUAUCUUUCAAAAAAGAUGGGCGUGUGUCUGUCAUUUUUCUACAAGCUAAAAAACAGGUACAGCUAUUGGCUAAAACAAACACAUGGACAAAGGUGAAGCAGAAAAAAUGGCUACUGGUAAGUUUAAACCAACCUCAAAUAGGGAGUUCAGUGUGGAAGUAUUUUGACCAGCAAGAUGAGAAUACAGUACAGUGUAAUAUCUAUACAACAUCACUGGUAUACCACAAAUCAACUGCUAACAUGAUUAACCACUUGAAAUACAAACACCCAACAGCUGCCUUAAAAGAAAGCGAAGAUGGCGGAACAAAACAAACGACAAUUACAUAUUUUGCUUGCAGCCGACGCCACUGUGAUAGAUUCGGAGAAAACAACGGAUCUCAUCGCAAAAAUGACAGCGAAGGACAUGCUUCCAAUAAGCUUUGUACACGGUGAGGGAUUUCGGGAGCUGAUGGGAUUUAUUGAGUCAGAAUAUGUUGUGCCAACACAUAAAACCGGAACUGCUAGACUUGAAAAAAAUAAAAGAUUGUGUCACUGCUGUUAGUGAGAAAUUGGAAGCUGCAGAAAAAGAGGCAAUUACAACUGAUUCAUGGACUGCAUUAAAUACCGAGUCCUAUGUGACUAUUAUAUGCCAUUACAUUACCGAUUGGAAACUACAAAGCGCUGUGUUGCAAACUCGAGCUACGACUGACAGGCAUACUGCAGAAAACCGUGCAAACUUGCUGAACAUAGCUACUGAAGUGUGGGAUAUUAGAAACAAAGUUGUUGUUGCAUUCAUGACAAUGACGCUAAUGUAGUUUUAGCAAACACUGAAUUUCCUGACUGUGAGUCAAGUCCAUGUUUUGCACACACCUUACAGUUGGCUAUUAAUGAUGGCUUCAAAGUUGGUAGUGUCAAUCAAGUCAUAAGUGGUGCAAGCCGUUUAGUAUCACACUUUCAUCACAGCAUGGUUGCUAGUAAGGCUUUACAAGCAAAACAGCAACAGCAGAACGUGCCUGAACAUCACCUUGUGCAAUAUUGUCGAACACGCUGGAACUCGGUGAUAUGUUUGAGCGUCUACAGGAACAAAGAUGGGAAAUUUCUGCUGUAUUAUCUGACAGAAAUUUCACAAAAUUGGCUGAUGCACGUACACUCGAGCUGACCGAUGGAAACUGGCAGAUAAUUGAGGAGCUUCUGCCGGUUUUACAGACCUUGAAAUGCGCAACAACUGCUCUUUCUGGGGAAUCAGAUGGGUCCAUCUCAAUGGUGUACCCCAUUAUUACCACACUGCUGUCAAAGCAUUUGAGAUGUGUGCCUGGUGAAUGCCACAAGGUGAUGCGGUUCAAAACAGCAGGUUACAGAAUCACUUGAAACGUGAAUGGCAGUGUCAAGCUUAGAAACAGCUGGAAAAGUAGCACUGAUUGCGACAGCAUUGGACCCACGACAUAAACACUUAAAAUGUGUUGAUCCCAAUAUACGGCUGGCUGGAAGAGCCAAGUUAGGGGAACUUGUUUCCUGUCUACCAACGAACAGAGACAUUUCAGAAGCACCAUGUCAGGUCAUUUCACUGGAUCAGGAUGCGCUUCUAUGGUGGAGGACAAACAAAUGUCGUUUCAAGAAGCUUGGAGCAUUAGCGGAGGCAUAUUUGUGCAUUCCUGCAACUUCUGUCCCAGCAGAGAGGGUGUUUUCAACUGCAGGACUUAUAGUAAACAUGCUACGCAGUCGUCUCUCGUCUGAACAAGAAUAUGUAAAUGUAAAUCUAAUAUGUAAGAAAAACAGGAAUGGUUUUGGUGCCAACUGUCUGUUAUACUUUUUUUUAGUUAUACUUCGCAAUUUUUUUCUCUACGGAUAAAAGAAAUGUGGUCAUAUACUUUCGUUACGGAAUUUUGGAUUUUUCUUAAGAAAGGAGAAACAAUUACUUGGACUUGCAAACUAAAGGCAAACAAUAAACAUGUUAUAGUUUUUAUUUCAUGCAAAGUAAUUAUUAAAAUGGGCAAAAAAGGAUUAAUGGAUUUAAAAAAAAAAAUUGUAAAGACAGUGUCAACAUUUUUUGACAUUGGACUGCAGAUUAUUUUAAAAAAAUGCAUUGCCUACUUUGUUUUUAAUUGAAAAACACACAAGAUUUAACUACUGUAGUUUGUAGUCAAUUCACAAGGUUAAAAUAAGGCCUUUCUUACUUUUGGGAUAUUUUUCUGCUUAAUACAGUGUUUCAUACAAUGGCUUUGAUAAAGUUUUGAAAAUGAACGAAUAUCCGAACGCAUAUCUAAAUCUCGAACCAAUAUCUCAACAUGAAAAUUCCAUGUUUGUCCGAGCACUAGUUUUAAAAACAGUGUAUUUAUUUAUUUCUUCUUCUGCAUCAUCAGGCUUCACAGUACUGUAUUCUAUAUUCAUAUUUGAAAAAUAAACAAAUAAUAAAUAAA
Molecule: messenger RNA, 4297 nt
Organism: Acipenser ruthenus (sterlet)
Lineage: Eukaryota; Metazoa; Chordata; Actinopteri; Acipenseriformes; Acipenseridae
Product: probable G-protein coupled receptor 34
Exons: 2
Coding region: 189-1325 (378 amino acids)
Biological process (GO): G protein-coupled receptor signaling pathway
Cellular component (GO): membrane
Molecular function (GO): G protein-coupled purinergic nucleotide receptor activity
Source: RefSeq, a predicted model, not a curated record